This is a messenger RNA of Octopus sinensis (East Asian common octopus), 1450 nucleotides long. RefSeq lists its product as uncharacterized. The record is from RefSeq and is a predicted model, not a curated record. Lineage: Eukaryota; Metazoa; Mollusca; Cephalopoda; Octopoda; Octopodidae. Gene Ontology annotation, biological process: signal transduction. Gene Ontology annotation, molecular function: protein binding. Bases 69 to 1160 code for a protein of 363 amino acids. The transcript has 17 exons.
GAACGGCCGGCCACAACCCGUCAAAGAACAUCACCGUCAAAUGACUCACACAUGGAGGAUGGAUAUGAAUGCGAGAUGACAUAUAUAGAUUUGGACAGCCAAGUACAACAGGUCAAAGUACAUCACAUCCACAUGUCAUAGAAUUGCCGCCUAGAAAAGAACAGCCGGGCACAACCCGUCAAAGAACAUCACCGUCAAAUGACUCACACAUGGAGGAUGGAUAUGAAAUGCAAGAUGACAUAUAUAGAUUUGGACAGCCAAGUACAACAUGUCAAAGUACAUCACAUCCACAUGACUCACACAUGGAGGAUGGAUAUGAAAUGCAAGAUGACAUAUAUAGAUUUGGACAGCCAAGUACAACAGGUCAAAGUACAUCACAUCCACAUGACUCACACAUGGAGGAUGGAUAUGAAAUGCAAGAUGGCAGAGAAUUGCCGCCUAGAACUGAACGGCCGGCCACAACCCGUCAAAGAACAUCACCGUCAAAUGUCAUAGAAUUGUCGCUUAGAAAUAAAAAGCCGGUCCCAACCCGUCGAAGAACAUCACCGUCAAAUGUCAUAGAAUUGUCGCCUAGAAAUAAAAAGCCGGUCACAACCCGUCAAAGAACAUCACCGUCAAAUGAAUUGCAGACUAGAAAUGUACAGCCAGGUACAACCCAGCAAAGAAAAUCUCCGUCAAAUGGACAUCAAUGGCAGCCCUCACUCAGACCUAUGCAUGGAGAGCGGGUAUCAGUCGACGAUGAAGAUGAUGAUAAUUGUGAGAAAUAUGAGGAUCUUGAGCAUUCUGUUCAACACUCUGAAGUUUAUGAUGAGGAUGUAAGACUCACCAAGGAGAAUCUCCAACAGUUGGUUGAAAGUUUAGCACAAAAGUGGAAUCAUGUUGAAGCUGUAAGACUCACCAAUGAGGAUCUCCUACAGUUGGUUGAAAGUUUAGCACAAAAGUGGGAUCUUGUUGGUAUCUCUCUGGGCAUUGCUACUGAUGCCCUAACAAAUAUCGACAAGGAUAAUGGUAAUAACGAUAUAAUAAUGAGCUUUCAGAUGCUAGAAACAUGGCUUACGCGCUGCAAUAGUAACACAAAUACAUUUGAAAUACUCAGAGAAGCUCUUGAAAAUGCUAACUGUUUGCCUGCACUUAAAUAUCUACCAUCAGGCAAAAAGUAAAUUUCUGAGUAAAUGCAGAUGUUGUUUGGCCCCAGGCCAAUCCUCGCCAGACAGAAACCUAUGAUUUAAUGCAUUCUGGCUGGAAUGCAUUAAAUCAUAAAUUCACUGAUCAUUGCUCAUUUUCUACAUGAAAAAAAACUUUAUGAAUGUAUAUUUCAAAAUAAAUCCAUGGAUUAAAUAACCGUGUUUGAACAUUCUGUCACAUAAAAAUGAUGAUACAAGGCACUGGGGCAAUAUAAUACUUUUUUCUUUUUUCUUUUUUUUGGGGAGUGGGCAGUACUGUUUGUCUA